AAGCAUUGUAUACGCCUGCGGACAGUAUGAACUGAGCUUUGUAUGAUCCAGUAACAGUGCGGGAGCUAGGACCCAGCGGGGCUGAGACACACCUGCUGCUGGAGAUCACUGCAGACUGUAGUAGAGAGAAAGUAGACAGCUGCUGGGGAGACAGAGAUAAGCCAGGCGUGAGGCUACUGCUACGUACAUACACAGCAUGAGUGAUAAGGCAGCAACAGGUAAUUCAGGCUGAUCGGGUCUGGCAGAUUCCCCUGCCUGGUCUGCACCCUAGCCUGACCUGGGACAUGCACAGCUUUUCCCUGGCACUGUAACCAGCAGCAGAUGUAUCCCAACCAGCUGUCAGCAAGAAGUGGUGUGCGGUGCUGGAAUCUGGUAGCAAUAAGUGGCAUUGCCAGCGUCUAUCUUGCUUUGCAGAAUAAAGAUUACUCCAGAACUACUAUCUGCACAUCUGACUUCGUCUUGCAAAUCGGCUGCAAAAACAGACGUUCCUCCCACCCCUGAGAGGAAGAAGAGACGGUGUCUUGUAUUACAGCUGCUGCAUGCCUGCUGGAACAACUCCCCCGGAGGCACUGCCAGGAUCAUGGAUCAGGUGUGCGAGGCUCAGCAGUCUCCCCAGCUUCUGCUAGAGAAUGGGUUCUACGUGCCCGUCAGGUCCUGGACUCACCCCCCUAUCAGCAUCCUAACCUCAACCUUGCUGUUCUGUGCGGAGACUGUGGCUGCUUGUGUGGUAACAGCGCAGUACAGUCACACGGAGGACACCGUCUGGAUGUCUCUGACUAUUGUCUUCAUGCUGGUUCCUUCCAUCAUGGUGCAGCUCACACUGACUUUCAUACACAGGGAUCUGGGCAGGGACCGACCCCUGGUACUUCUGAUGCACUUGUUGCAGCUCGGGCCGCUCAUCAGAUGCGUGGAGGCACUAAUAGUGUACUGUCAGAUGGGGCGUGAGGAGGAGCCAUAUGUGAGCAUAUCACGGAAAAAACAUUUACGUGGCUGGGGGAAGGCCGAAGAAGAAGAACAGGAGGUGGGGCAUUCUUUGAGAAGAUUGGCCACACACCGUAAUGCCUUCAAGCGCACAGCUGUCAUUCAAGCCUUCCUGGGGUCAACACCACAGCUCACUCUUCAACUGUAUGUCAGUGUCUUGCAGAGAUAUGUCCCAACUGCACGAGUGUCUGAAAAAAGCAGUACUACUCGUCGGCCAGUAAAUCCUAACACAUCUGAUGAUGAUGACGCUGCCGAAGCAGGUCCAUCAAAAGAAGUAUGGAGCAGCAGAAGUAGCUCUUCUGUUAGACAUCACCACAAGAAACCUGGGGCCGAAAAGAAAGCAAGGUCGUCUGUCCCGCCACAAACACAGCAGGCUACCCCGCCACGUAGAUUAUCGUCCGUAUGUUCUGUCCCCCCACUCCAAAUUUUGGACACACCUCCAAGACGUCAUCCACACUCCCCUCAUCUUGAUUCUUCGAGUCCUGGGAACAGCAUCCCUCCGCAACAACAUCAACACAGUGACACGGAGGAGACAAACAUCUUAGAAAUGCAGCCAUUAAUGCAAGUAAUGAGCCCCCCAGCACCUGUGAGUACACCACCACAGCAAAGCACACCACCCCCACCGCAACACAGCCCAACAACACCAGGAACACAAGGCCCUGAUCAGGUGUUUUGGACUAUUUGGGCUAGACAGCAGGCCACUAAUGAAGAUUGCCUGCAUAAGCAGACACAAAUGUUUGCAAGCCUACCAUCUCACCUCAGAAGAAUCUCAAGAAAUCUGAGUCGACAAAAUGAGCAAACAACCAGAAUAGGCAAUACCAUGGAACUCAUGCGUACAGACAUUACACAGGUCAUGGGCAACUUACAGCGCAUAAUGGAAGAACAACACAGACUAAUGGAAGAACAUCACAGACUAAUGGAAGAACAGCACAGACAACAGCAAAGUUAUAUGAGCAUUUUUCAAAAGUCAAAAGAUUAAUGAAAGUUUAUUCAGAAUAGUAGACAAUCAAAAUGCUGCGACACGUGAACUCAAUGCCACCCUCACUAACCUGAAUGAAACACCCAGAUGCAUGCACCAACAGCAAACAACCAGCACUGGUACGACUACUCCAAAUAUCACGCCAGUCUCAUCACCACCAAGAUGGUCCACCGGUCCACAAGAGCACGCCAACAUGACAGUGCUAAAGGCAAAGGGCAGGACAAGCAGCCACCAAAAAAACAUAACAAAAAGAAGUUAGACAUUUGUGAUAAGUAAAGUUAGCAAGUGUUUUUGAUGCUUUACAAAAUAGCACACUUAGCUUCUUGCCCCUUUUUUUAACAUCAUUAAUUAUAAGUGCACCAAAUUAAGUGUAAAAAAUAGUGCGCACAUUUAUUCCUUGUCAUUUUUUGGGGGUAUUGGAGGAGGAAAAUGUUGAUGGAGCCACACAUACAUGUUAGCAGGAAGUAAAGUGACCACUUGAUUUUUUUCUAAUCAUUACUCUUUCUAGAUUCCAAUCAUUCUCUUUGCCUGCAGAUACAAUAAUUGCCAACCAGGCAGAAUGUCUUUAGCAGGAAGUAAAGUGACCACUUGAUUUUUUUCUAAUCAUUACUCUUUCUAGAUUCCAAUCAUUCUCUUUGCCUGCAGACAAUCUAAAUUACAAUGUUAGUGAUACAUAUCUUAGCUAGCUUAUCUAUACAACAUUACAAGAUGAACACAAUUGAGUUGCGUAAAAAGCUUGUAAUAUGUUGCCUUUGUUUUGUUUUUAAAACAUUGUCCAAAUGAAUGUCAGUAUUGUUGGGCCAGGUUUGUGUGUGCUAAAAAAUAUUAAGCAUGUUUUUACACAUGAUGCUGAAACAAACAAAUAUGUACUUUAACAAAAUUUAAAAAAAAAUGGUUAUAAUAAUGUAUAUGUGUGGCAAACUGUGUAUUUACUUACACAUCAUCAAGUUUACAGCAUCAAACAUUAGGAAAUAAAUUAUUCCUGAUUACA
This is a messenger RNA of Pseudophryne corroboree (corroboree frog), 2951 nucleotides long. Its product is annotated as endoplasmic reticulum membrane adapter protein XK-like. The transcript is spliced from 5 exons. Lineage: Eukaryota; Metazoa; Chordata; Amphibia; Anura; Myobatrachidae. Gene Ontology annotation, cellular component: membrane. The record is from RefSeq and is a predicted model, not a curated record. The coding region runs from base 581 to 1960 and encodes 459 amino acids.